Messenger RNA from Schistocerca cancellata (South American locust), 7872 nucleotides. RefSeq lists its product as uncharacterized. NCBI's taxonomy places the organism in Eukaryota, Metazoa, Arthropoda, Insecta, Orthoptera, Acrididae. The coding region runs from base 31 to 1899 and encodes 622 amino acids. The transcript is spliced from 11 exons. The record is from RefSeq and is a predicted model, not a curated record.
GUUGCUGUGUUGUGUUUAAGUUGUUAGGGUAUGGGCGUGGGCAAAUUCGUAAUUCCAAAAAUGCGCUUUAAACUUGUGUUUAUGUUGUCCAUAGUGCUUUUGCAUAUAGCAUUGAUUUCAGCCAAUUGUACAAUUCCACCCGUUAUUCAAGAUUCAUGGUUUUCUUGGGAAAAUGGUAAGAGUACCAUUACGGAGAUCAAUGGAGAUUCAAUGUCGAGGAAAGGGCGCUGCCUCGCAAUGAAAGAAGAAUACCAUGUCAACUACACGUUUGUUUUCAAGGAAGAUACGUUAACUUGUUAUAAUUGUGUGAAGCUCAUUGUACGGACAGUGAACGUUCUCGAGAAAAUAGAGACACCCUGUGUCACAAUUGGAGCAAAUGAAGAACCAACAGUUGAGAGAGUUUGCAGAGGUUUACAUUCGGAUCAACAGCUGAUAACACUUUUCUCAGAAAAUUAUGUGCCUGUUAAUUGUCGGUCCAGUUUAGAAGGAGUGUGGCAGUUUGCAUACCAGAAUCGCUUUCGUUUUACUGGAGAAUGCGAUCAUCCAGAUGCUCAGAUUCGUUCCUGUCAAACUGCUGGAACACAGUUUCUCAUCACAAAUCAGAAAUUUAAUAUAACUUACAAGAAAUGUCCCGGAAUGGAACAGACUUUUGAUGGAGUUGUUGAGUACAGUUGUUUAGGUGACUGGUUUGUGGACAAAAACCACUUCUUUGCAGUGGCUAAUACCAAAGAAUCCAGGAAAGAUGAGAAGUACAGGUGUUUCCUAAAAAAUAGGGAUGAUGAUCUUUAUAUUGGUGUGUCAAUUACAGCAGAGUGUAACACACUGAAGACAGUGGAGAAGAGUCCAGAGAGACUCCGUGUUACAGCAGUAAAGGCUGAAGUGGUGGAACCAGGGUGCAGACUACCUCAGAAUUUCUCUGGUGAAUGGAUAAAUACUGCGAAUAUAGAUGCAGACAUAAUGAUUAAUGAAACUCAUAUUGUAGAAACUUGGUUUCCGGAUGAGGGAAGAUUUCGGCGUACAAUAUAUACUUGCCGUGAACAGAGGGGCACUCGUUACAUGAUGGCAAGGCUCACUGUUGAUGGCUGUCAGAAAGAUUAUGUGUGUUUUGAUUUUGUGCCCCAGCACCAUAAUAUCAUCAGAUAUCGCCGUGGUAUAGCAGUUAUAAAAGAUGAUUUCCAUACAGUCUGUUCUUGGGUUCAGUUCAAAAAUAAGGAAGCCUGGAAAUAUGAUCUUUAUUUAUCAAAGAGGCCAGUACCUGUUCAGUGUCCUGUGGCAGGAAAAUUUAAUUUCACACAGCGUGGGGAUGUUCCAUUCGAAACCCGUAUUCUUGGAGGUGUUACACUGUCACCAAGACCAAAUAUCUAUUGCAAACAGAAUAUAUCAGACUUCUCUGUGUGUGACAUUGAACAGAAAGAAAUUUCAAUUGAUGAAACUUACUGCCUUAGUGUGGAUCAUUUGGGAAGACCUGUUGAUAUAUACAGUGACCCUGAUUACAAGAUGAAAUGUAUUGGAUUCUGGAAAGAGAAUCUAAAAUCAUAUCUUAUAACAUAUGAUGAACUGGAUCCAUACAGCAAGUAUCGUUGUUGGGUAUACCAAAGAGCUGACCUUAACAGAGUUCUGAUGUCCCAAGCAAUAGGUCCUUACUGUGACCUGAAGCAGGAUGUUACUAGCUGGAAUUUCACCGAAGGUGCAGCAGUGGCUUUAGAGAUGCAAGAAUAUGAAAGAGAACGUGAUCAGUGUCCAAUGCACUUCGACGAUGGUAGCAACCCCUGGUUGAAAAGAGACAACUACAUACAAAUUUUUAGGUUUGGCAACCAUGCAUAUUCACUACAGAAUGAGAUUAUUUGCAUAUUAAUGGGUCUUUUAUGUUCAUUAAUCAGGCUCAGGAUGAUUCUUUGACUGCUGUAAAUGUUGAGUGUUCUUGUUGGACCUGUUUGCAGGAAGGAUGUGGAAGAUUUUCUGCUCAUGGGCAUGUUGUUCUUUUUUAGCCGAUAAUGUGACAUAUUUUGUAUUUGAUUAAAUGUGUCCUGUGAAAAUAUCAGUUUUUACAUAUUUAUGACAGAUGAAAUGUUUUUAUAUUGAGACAUGUUACGCUUAGAAGUGGUUUUUACUUAAUUAAUCUAUACAGUAACAUAAAAGCCGUGGACAACUUUGUAGCAUUUAAAGCCUGUUGUAUAUUAAGUGAUCUUGUUUGCAAUUUGGUCCCAAAACAGAAAUUGUGUAUCUAAUUGCUGUUAAAGGUGAAAUACCGUGCAGAGGGGGAGUCAUUGUCUGCAGAGGGGGAAUCAUUGUCACUUAUUUCAUCUUUUGUAAUUGCAUUUUGAUGAAAAGACUGUCUUCAUUAAUGUUACUGUUACACUUACCAUCACUGCUGUUUUAGUAGUAAGUGGAUAGAUUUAUGUUUGUAAAGAGAAGUCAUGUAUUGCUUCUCUCAGUAAUGUGAGUUUCGUAUUUGCAUGUAAUAUUUCCAAUAAUGUGGACACAAGCAAUUCAAAGUAUGAAAAAAUUAUUUUGCCAAGUGAUAGUAUACAGAUGACAAUUUUUUUCUGUACUUUAAAUAUUCACAGAUUCUUAUGCACCAUAAUAUUAAUGCAGUAAUGGUCUUAAAAUGUACAGCAUAUAACAAGUCAGAGAAGGUCUGUGAGACUUUCCUUAUAAAAAAAAUCAGUAAAUACAUGGAAUGAGGCCAAAGUCUCUCUAAAUUGUGUGUCAUCAGUUCUCUUGUACUGUGUUAUGAUGGAUAUGUUUGUUUCUGCAACAUUUUGUCUCACACUUAGCAUAUUUUCCAGCUGUUUCUGUAAAAAAAUUUCAGUAGAAACAUUGAUGUAUCAUCUCAAGUGUGACUUUUCACAUUCUUUCCAAAUUUCUGUUCAAAGAGUAAAGUAUUCCUUAAAAAAAGGCAGAAGAAAAAGAAUAAAAGUUACUUCAACAUGUAUGUAAAUAAAAAGGGCUGUCCUUGUUACCUGUGUACUUCCAGAUUUUCCAAGAUGUGUUGGUACACAAAUGUAACAACAACAGAAAAUUUUUGAUUCUCCAUUAAAGGCCACGGAAAUGAACUGAUUGUGACUGUUAUAGGUAUUCUUGAGGAAGCAAAUUUAGCAUAUGUAAAUCAAAUUUAAGUCGUGUAAUUUCUCAUAUGGAUAAAAGUACAACAACCUAUACUAGAUUUGUUUUCCCCCCACCACUUCCUCCAAUUCUGUCCUACAUCAGAUCAGCUUCAUACUGGAUCAUGUUGAUGCAAUGUCCACAGUGUGCAAUUGCUAAGAAGCAACCAUCAAGAUCAUUUUUGUAUGAUAAAAACAUGCUCAUCGUGCAUCUCAUGCCAUAGUUGAUAGAAUGCCAUGCCCCUGCUCCACUCAUCCCUUCUUUUCGACCAAUUCUAAUGUUUGCACGCAUUUUCAGUAAUAUGUGGACUUAAUUGUAAAUCAUAGAACUGAAACUAAACUUCCAUAUGAUUUCAGUGCUGCUCACUGACACUUGUACCUACAUGUCUUUAUCAUUCUGAAGUAAUGGACCCAAAGCAUAAAAUUUUCCUUCAGUUAAUUAAAGGUUUUUAACCAUACUAAUCCAAAUGCCACAGUUUUAAACAUUCAGAUUAAAAAUUAGUACCUUGUCCCCCAGGGAAAAUUACCUGAACUGGAGAUAAUUACUUCCUCCUUCACACAAUACUUCCAGUACAAGGAGAGUGACUUUUGCAGCAACUUUUCAUCCUUUAUAGUUUGAAUAUGAAUACUUAUCUUAAGCAGUAUGAAUCUAGAACUAAUGUAAAAGAGUCCCAUGUGUAAACUGACAUGAACUUGAUUAUCUAUAUGACAAUGAAUCUCAUUAUUCAAAUCUUCCUUAGGAGUUGAGGGUUAAGGAGACAUGCCUAGAAGUCAUUGGUUUUGAAUAGGGUUAUCACUCCACUGCUGCAUUUUAAUCACCAGUGUUUCAGAGAAAUUAACCUGAAUUUUCACAUCAGGUUCACGAUAUUGAUUAAAUUUAUUUAACACGUUGACUGUUAGGAGGCUAAUGGCCGCCACAGCAGAGUCUUGUUCCUAAUGUCCUGUCAUUGCAGUGCAUUGCAUUGUGCAUGCAGCAGUCGACAAGUUUAACAACGUUGCCUUUAAAAUAAAGGAGGGUUGUGGAGACAUGCUGUUAAGUCAUUGUUUUUAAAUAAGGUUAUCACCCAAAUGGUUUAUUUUAAUUACCAGUGUUUCAGAGUAAUGAACUGGAAUGUCCACAGUAGGUAUUAAUUAAACAUACUUUAAUAAUCCUGCCUUUUGUAGUCCUCAAUUAUACACACAUCAGUUAAUGUUGAUACAAUUAUAAUAUGAAUAUGGUAUUUCCCCAGUACUGUGGGGGGCACAGCCUUCUUAAACAUUCAGCCAGUAAACUUGAAUCAUGUGUGUUAUACUGCUGCCACAGUUUGAAUACAAGAAAUGCUGUAGGCAGUACAGUGUUGUUAUGAGUAAAAUUCUGCUUUUAAAAUGGAAAAAUAGCAGUGGAAAUGCUAUUUAAGAAAAUUGUAAUGUGUCUGAAUUUUGACAGUAACCUCAGUUCAUGAAAUUUGUACUUAAUUAUUUGCUCUCGGUUGCUGGCAAGACCUAUUUAAAUGUGCAUAGGAAUAUUGUGCCUCAUUUUUUUUUAAACUUUUUGACAGUGACAUCAAUUAAAUAUGUGUUUCUUGUAUCAUAAGCAAUAGUUAAGUCAUAUUGUUACCAUUUAAUACUAUUGUGGGAUGUGUUAUGCAUCAUUAGGAACAUAAUUUAUAAUGAAUUUGUGAUUGGCAGUAUUGAGUUUUAAGAUUUCAAAAAAUAUGAGGAUGAUGAAAAUAAAAAAGCAAUAACUAUGUGUUCCAUCAAUCUCAGAAAUGUUUGUGAUAAAUACAGAGCUGCAUAGAUAUUUCCCAGCUCCCAUUAAAUGUAUUUGCAAUAUCAUGAAAUGCUGUGGAACAUGUCAGUUGAUUUACGAAAACACACAUUUUUCAGUGACUGUUUGGUUGCAUGAUGACAAUUUAUGAGUACAUGAGUAAAUUAUAUUUAUAUCUACAUUAAAUAUAAUUUAGUGAGAGUAUUAAUCAGUAAGAGUUGAUUUUUAAGUUCCAUUAAUUACUUUAGCCAUUUGCCAUGUUAUGUAUAUUUCUUAAUGCUAUCUUUAUCUGUAUAUGAAAUAUUAUAUUUUUCUUUGAUGUUUGAACUCCCCCCCCCCCCCCCCUCCCCCCAAGGAAAGUUUGUAUUCAUUUAGUGGGAACAUUUUUGUAUCUUGCCUUUUUUAAACUAUUGUACUUCUCCAACCCACUAAAAGCUUCCAUAGGAUUGCAGGGUAAUUCAGAAAAAGUGUAAAAUAAUGAUCUUCCUCUCGCCCUUGUGCCACAAUUCUAAUCUUUAUUAUUUUGUGACUGUGCAAUGUCACCUAAAUUAUUAAAAUAGUUUCGUAUGCGGUAUGUGGCAAUUGGUUCUCCAUGGCACUAUGGCAGCUCUAUCCAGCAGAUAUGAGAAGUGCGAUCUGAUUGUGAAUUUGAAUACACAGUUUUAACUGAAAACAGAGGAGUGUGUUUUAAUUAUUAACAAAUAUUGGUGAAAAUAAUCAUAAACACCAAGUGAUGGCAGGAGAAAAUGCUUAAAAGAUGUGGAAAUGAAUGAGCUUUUGGAGCCAGUGGUGCCAUCGUGUUUCAGAAGGAUUGAAGGGAAAAGAAGAGGGAUGAAGGGAAAGGACUAGUGAGAUUUAGUAAAUGGGAAGAGUUAUGGAAAAGUCACCCUGAACCCCAAUUGAGAGGAGCUUACUUGGACAGGAUGAGAAGAAAAGACUGGUAGUUAGUGCUUGCACCAAAUGAAAUUUAAAAACCUAGAAACUUAAAGAUAGAAUAAUAAACAAGAUAGAAUUACUGAAAAAAAGAUCAUGAGAGUCAAUAAAAGCAGAAAGCUAAGUGCAUUAUACAUGUAGGUAGUUGAGAAGGGUGGGGAUAAAUAGGCAACUCAUAAAAUAAAGGAUAUAUAUAAAUAAAAGGGAGUGAAGAAAAGGAAUAGUUACUCAAAACAAAUACUAUUACCACAGAAAUUCACAUCAAUUUUGAGGUAGAUGAGUGGUGAAAUCUGAGCACAUGUUGUAAAGCCAGUCCCACCUGUGGAAUUUUGAGCAGCUAGUGUCAGGAGGGAGAAUCCAGAUGGUACAUGUGGUGAAACGGACUCUGCAGUCACGUGUGUGCUCUGCAACAGAAUAUUGUGUGUUGCCAGUAUACGCCAUCUGUCUGUGCCCAUUCAUUGUAAAUGAUAACUUGAACUGGGCUCUGAUCAACUCUUUCAUGGUAUUUUUUGUUUCAGUAAUUACUAUAUUACUUGUUACCCUGUCUUCCACCUUUAAAUUCUCAUUUUUUCAAAUCACAUCUGGUGCAGUCACCAACAAACUGUCUUUCCCUCUCAUCCCAUCCAGUAAGUCUCCCCUGAUUUAUGACUUGUCCAUAUCUCCUCUCAUUUCCUAAAUCUCACUAGUCUUUUUCUUUCAUCUUUCUUCUUCCCCCUUCAACUCUUCUGCCAGAAGAUGGUGCCACUUGCUCAGAAAGCUCUCCUGUUUCGACAUCUUUGUGUGUUUUCUCCUGCCACCACAGGUGACUAAGAUUUUUAUGCAUCCGUAUUAUAAAAAUAAGAUACUAUUUGAGAUAAAUAUAUCGCAGAUUUGUGAUUCACAGUGUACUUUGUUUUGGAUGUUAUUUACAAAUAAAUGUGGCAGUAUUACUCACUAUAUUUAAUAAAAUAUAAAAUAGUCUGUCUAUCAUUUUAUUAAGAUAAAAACAGUACAAACAUGUUUUUAGCACCAGUAGAAAAUGAUACUGAUAUUUCACUGUAAAAAUACAGCAACCAGCCACUUUUUUAAUGCGUUUUAUUUAUGCCAAUAUGCAUUUCGGGUUUGCACCCAUCUUCAGCUGGCAAAUUACAUGGAUCUUCAGUUAUUACAGUAGUACAAUCUCGACAGCAGUUUGGAUGCUGCAGCAGGCCUGUGCAAAAGCAAUGAUUCCAAUCAUUUACUUCAAUUUCGCGAGUUUAAAGUUAUGCAUAACUUUAAACUCGCGAAAUUGAAGUAAAUGAUUGGAAUCAUUGCUUUUGCACAGGCCUGCUGCAGCAUCCAAACUGCUGUCGAGAUUGUACUAUUGUAAUAACUGAAGAUCCAUGUAAUUUGCCAGCUGAAGAUGGGUGCAAACCCGAAAUGCAUAUUGGCAUAAAUAAAACGCAUUAAAAAAGUGGCUGGUUGCUGUAUUUUUACAGUGAAAUAUCAUUAUCCACGGCCACGGAGCUCAACAGUCCAAAUAUAAUGGACAAAUUGUUAGAAAAUGAUACAUUUGUAAUGUAAUUAUUGAGAAUAUAAAGGUUCAAAGUAAAAUAUUGCAUCAAUCCGUCCAUUCUCAGUAUUUGAAUAUGCAUUGUUGGAUGUCAAGUAAUUCCUGUAUCAGUUUGUGUGUUUGAAUGAUUUGCUAGAUGGUAACAGUGUGUAAAUUCAAAACUCAUGUGAUUAUUACUGAUGUCACAUAUACUAGAUUUAUCCAGUGGGAUUUGACAAAUUGAUUCUCUUUGAUGUCUGUUAGUAUUUUGACAUAGCAGAAAUUCUGCUAGAACUUUUUCAUGUAAAGAAAAGUGUGCCUUACUUUCAUAUUUAUACAUCGUCUAAGCAGACAGUAAUAAGUAAUCCAAAAGUUUUAAAAUGUAUAGCAAAUGAUUUUGUUGCAGCUACCAGUAAACUACAUGAAAUUCUGUUGUAUAAUGCACACACAAUAUUAAUAACUCACUUUUAUAUAAGUGUUCAUUUUAAAUGGUUGUAUAUGAAGUUUUAUGUAGCAAACUGAAAAAUGUAAUGAUUUUUAACAAAUUUUAUGUUAAUAAAAUUUUCUAUUCUUUGUAA